Molecule: messenger RNA, 2244 nt
Organism: Conger conger (European conger)
Lineage: Eukaryota; Metazoa; Chordata; Actinopteri; Anguilliformes; Congridae
Product: cyclic nucleotide-gated cation channel beta-3-like
Exons: 18
Coding region: 1-2244 (747 amino acids)
Biological process (GO): monoatomic cation transmembrane transport
Cellular component (GO): photoreceptor outer segment; intracellular cyclic nucleotide activated cation channel complex; plasma membrane
Molecular function (GO): cGMP binding; intracellularly cGMP-activated cation channel activity; intracellularly cAMP-activated cation channel activity
Source: RefSeq, a predicted model, not a curated record
AUGUUCGGCAAGCUGAAAGCAGCCUUCGGGCCGCCCAAAAUCGGCCAGGAUCCAGGCACCUCGGCCCCAACACCUCCACCUCCACCUCCACCCGCACCUGCCCAGGUAAGACACGACCGCCCCAACACCUCCGCCUGCACCUGCCCAGAGCCCACCGCCCCAACACCUCCACCUGCACCUGCACCUGCCCAGAAGCCCGAGGAGAAGCCAGCCGACCCCGCCCCCGGACCUCCGGGCGCUGCUGAGGGGCCCGAGGCCCCGCCCGCGCCCCCGCGCCCCGUCGUGGUGAACAGAUACGCCGACGAGCAGAUGCGUGACGUCAUCAAGCGGAUGCGGGAGAGGACUGCCCUCUACAAGGAGAAGGUCAUCGACCCCACGGCCUCCUCCCCCGAGCCCAGCCCCCCUGUCACUCCAGUUCUGAGAAAGUGUGACUUCAUAAAAAAGCAGGAGGAGGAUAGGAUCAGAAAGGAGGAAGAGGAGAAGAAUAAAAAGGAGGCAGAGGAGAAGAAGAAAAAGGAGGCAGAAGAGAAGAAGAAAAAGGAGGCAGAAGAGAAGAAGAAAAAGGAGGAAGAGGAGAAGAAGAAAAAAGCAGAGGAGGACAAGAAAGCAGAGAAGAAGGACGAGAAAAAAGAGGAGAAGAAAGAGGAGGAGAAGAAAGAGGAGCUGAAGGGGGCUGGCUCGCUCCUCCUGACAGCCGCCAUCUCCUGCCUGGACUCCGCGCUGAAGCCCCUGGAGGACGCCAUGGACAAGGUGGUGGGGAAGAGCUUUGAUCCUUUCACAGACCGGAGGUACAUUUCGUGGCUGAGCGUGGUCACCCUGGCCUUCAACUACAACGCCUGGCUGGUCCCGGCCCGCUUAUCCUUCCCCUACCACACGGAGUGGAGCAUCCCCUACUGGGUCGGCCUCGACCUCCUGUGCGACUCCAUCUACGUCCUCGACGUCGUCAUCUUCAGGCCCCGCCUCCAGUUCGUCAAGGGGGGCGACGUGAUCAGUGACAGGAUUUUAACAAAAAAGAAUUACAGAGAAAGCCCAGGAUUUAAGAUUGAUCUAAUCAGUGUGAUUCCCAUUGAUCUACUGUGCCUCAAGCUUGGAUUCAACUCCAUCUUCAGAGCCAACCGCCUGCUGAAGAUGGACGCAUUCUUUGAGUUCAGCGAUCGUUUGGAAAGCUUGAUGACCAAGGCUUACAUCUGGAGAGUAAUCCGGACCAUCGGCUACCUGCUGUUCAUCCUGCACCUCAACGCCUGCGUCUACUACAUCGCCUCGGAUUACGAGGGCAUCGCCUCCACCAAAUGGGUCUACAGCGGCAAGGGCAACGCGUACUUGCGGUGUUACUACUUUGCCGUUCGAACCCUGAUCACCAUCGGCGGCUUGCCGGAGCCCCACACCGUCUUUGAGAUCCUCUUUCAGCUGCUGAACUAUUUCACCGGGGUCUUUGUGUUCUCCAGCCUGAUCGGACAGAUGAGAGACGUCAUCGGAGCGGCCACCGCCGGGGAGACCUACUUCCGGAGCUCCAUGGACGGCACGGUGGCCUACAUGAACACCAACCGCAUCCCCAAACUGGUGCAGGGCAGGGUGCGCACCUGGUACAACUACACCUGGGCCUCCCAAGGCAUGCUGGAUGAGUCUGUGCUUCUGGAGCAGAUGCCCCUCGUCAUGAGAACCGCCAUCGCCGUGGACAUCAACCUCGCCACCUUCCAGAAGAUCGACCUCUUCAAGGGAUGUGAUAACCAGAUGCUUGUAGACAUGUUGCUGAGACUGAAGUCCAUUGUUUAUCUACCUGGAGACUUUGUGUGCAAGAAGGGAGACAUUGGGAAAGAGAUGUACAUUAUUAAAGCUGGAGAGGUGCAGGUGAUUGGCGGCCCGGACAAUAAGAUUGUAUUUGUGACACUGAAGGCUGGAUGUGUGUUUGGUGAAAUCAGCCUGCUACAGUCCUCUAAGGACGGAGGCAACCGGAGAACAGCCAACGUGGCGGCCCACGGUUUCGCCAACCUCUUCGUCCUGGACAAGAAGGACCUCAACGACAUCCUGGUCCACUACCCCGAGGCCCAGAAGGUUCUGGCCCGGAAGGGACGGAAGCUGAUGAAGGCGAAGGGGCCGGCCGCAGCCGCUGCCGAGGCGGACAAGAAGAAGGGGCUGGCCCUGUUCACCCCUCGGCCCCCCACCCCCAAGAUCCUCAAGGCCUUCGGCCGCUUCAACACCACGGGCUUCAUGGAGAAACUCAAGACAUCAUCAGCUGAGACUUGA